Gastrolobium bilobum is the source of this 709-nucleotide messenger RNA. RefSeq names its product glutaredoxin-C9-like. Bases 76 to 573 code for a protein of 165 amino acids. NCBI's taxonomy places the organism in Eukaryota, Viridiplantae, Streptophyta, Magnoliopsida, Fabales, Fabaceae. The record is from RefSeq and is a predicted model, not a curated record. The transcript has a single exon.
CACUUCAGAACCACGCAUCUUUUUCUCUUUUUCUCUCUUUCUCUCUUCCUUCUAACAUUUACUCAAAACUCCAUCAUGCAUCAAGCAAUUCCUUAUAGGUCAUGGGGUCCUCUACACACCCCCACAACCCACUUCACCCCACACCCAUUUAUCACAGAUUCUGACAACAACAACAACAAUAGUAGUAGUAAUAAUAAUAAGAAGAAGAAGAACAAUCCUUCAUUCUCUGUUUCAUCCAAAGACCCUUCUGCAGCAGAGGGAACAAUGGUGCUCAACAUGGUUUCUGAAAACGCUGUUAUAGUGUUUGGGAGGCGCGGGUGCUGUAUGAGCCAUGUGGUGAAGCGUCUACUUCUGAGUCUUGGUGUUAACCCUGCUGUUUAUGAGGUUGAAGAGAAAGAUGAAGAGGGUGUUGUUAGAGAAUUGGAAGCAAUUGAUGGGAAACAGGGAAAUGUGCAGUUCCCAGCUGUGUUUAUAGGUGGCAAAAUGUUUGGAGGAUUGGAUCGUCUUAUGGCUACUCAUAUUUCUGGUGAAUUGGUUCCUAUGCUCAAAGAAGCUGGUGCUUUAUGGCUAUGACUCUCUCUGUUUCAUGACAUUAUAUUUAUUUCCCUCUAUUUUAAUUUUUCAUUUUCUCUAAUUCCUCUUCUUUGUAAAUUUCCGAAAUGUUUAUUAAAAUCACUUUCUUUGAGCCUUCAAUUUGGCAGGCUAGUUU